This is a messenger RNA of Plasmodium malariae, 666 nucleotides long. RefSeq names its product ER lumen protein retaining receptor, putative (gene ERD2). The record is from RefSeq and is a predicted model, not a curated record. NCBI's taxonomy places the organism in Eukaryota, Apicomplexa, Aconoidasida, Haemosporida, Plasmodiidae. Gene Ontology annotation, molecular function: ER lumen protein retrieval receptor activity. The transcript is spliced from 3 exons. Gene Ontology annotation, cellular component: membrane; endoplasmic reticulum; cis-Golgi network. Bases 1 to 666 code for a protein of 221 amino acids. Gene Ontology annotation, biological process: protein retention in ER lumen; endoplasmic reticulum to Golgi vesicle-mediated transport.
AUGAACAUAUUCAGACUGACAGGUGAUAUCCUUCAUUUAGUAAGUAUGUAUAUACUUAUUAUGAAGUUAAAGAAGUCAAAAAAUUGUAUAGGUAUAUCGUGUCGUAUGCAAGAACUGUACUUAAUAGUGUUUCUAUGCAGAUAUAUAGAUCUAUUUUUCGUGUUUGUAAGUUUUUACAAUACUGUAAUGAAAAUAACGUUUAUAUUGACCAUAGCAUACACCAUAUACUUAAUAAGAUUUAAGUUACCUAUUUCACAAACGUAUAAUAGAAAAGUAGAUAACUUCAAAAGUGAACUAUAUUUAAUUCCACCUUGCUUAGUGUUAAGCCUAUUAACGUGUAGGACAUACAAUCUGUAUAACAUCCUUUGGUCUUUCUCCAUAUGGCUAGAGAGUGUUGCUAUAUUACCGCAAUUGGUAUUAUUAGAAAAACAAAGAGAAGUAGAAAACAUAACAUCUCAUUAUGUCAUUACAAUGGGUUUGUAUAGAGCAUUUUAUAUUUUGAAUUGGAUAUAUAGAUAUUUUUUUGAUGAAAAACCGUAUAUAAAUGUUGUUGGAUGGAUAGGAGGAUUAAUUCAAACUUUGUUAUAUAUUGAUUUUUUUUAUUAUUUUGCUCUUGCGAAAUGGUAUGGAAAAAAAUUAGUUUUGCCAUUUAAUGGUGAAGUUUAA